AUGAGCUCUUCCAGGCUCAAUGUGGUCCACCGGCACGGCCAGUGCUCAUCUCGGGCGCGCCAGGACAAGCCGUCCCAUGUGGAGCUCCUCCGUCAGGACCAAGCCCGCGUCGACUACAUCCACUUUCAGGCCGCUAAUGCUACCACUCGCCUCAACCCAUUUGGAGGAUCUCUUUUUGCAGGAGUUCCAGUAAGCCUCGGCAAAGCUCUUCGUACCAGCAACUAUAUCAUCAUAAUAGGCUUCGGCACCCCAACAAAGUCCUUCUCAGUUGCGUUCGACACCGGUACUGAUAUCACUUGGACCCAAUGUGUUCCAUGCAGUAAUUGUUACACCCAAAAAGACCCAUUUUAUGACCCAACCCAAUCCUCCACCUUCACCGACAUCUCAUGCAACUCCGAAUAUUGUAUCGAUCUCAAAAAAUUUGGUUGCUCCUCUACCUCCACCUGUCUAUACCAUCAAGAAUAUGAUGACAAUUCUUAUAGUAAUGGCUCCUUCAUUCAAGACACUUUGACAUUCUCCUCUGAUACUAUACAUAACUUCCGCUUUGGCUGUGGACAUAACAAUAGUGGGCUUUUUGGACAAACAGAUGGGUUAUUAGGCCUAGGCCGAGGGGAUGUUUCAAUUAUUUCCCAGACAUCUCAAUUAUAUGGCAAGAUAUUCUCAUAUUGUCUACCAUCAGAGACCAACACAAUUGGAUAUCUCGAACUAGGAAGCUCUGUCCCUGAUGUGAAGUAUACGCCGAUGCUAACCAACCCAAGCCUGCCAACCUUCUACUUUCUCAAGCUCAUUGCCAUUUCUGUUGCGGGUGCAAGGCUCGCCCUUUCACCUACUAUAUUCAGCGGCCCCGGAACCAUGUUGGACUCCGGCACAGUGAUUAGCCGCCUGCCUCCCACAGCAUACUCCGCCCUCCGUGAUGCUUUCAAACAGUACAUGACCAAAUAUCCGAUGGCACCGCCACUAUCAAUCCUCGACACAUGCUAUAAUAUAACUAACUAUGAGACAGUAUAUGUGCCAUCGAUUGCUUUGAUCUUUGACGAUGAAGUGACGGCAACUUUAGAUUUUUCGGGGAUUGUUUAUACUAGCCGUAAAUCUCGAAUGUGCUUAGCCUUUGCUAAAAAUGAUGAUGAUAGUGAGGUUGUGAUCAUUGGUAAUGUGCAGCAACGCAGGUUCAAUAUAGUCUAUGAUGUGGGGAACUUAAGAAUUGGCUUUGGGGCUAAUGGUUGUAGCUAG
Messenger RNA from Dendrobium catenatum, 1230 nucleotides. RefSeq names its product aspartyl protease family protein At5g10770-like. Lineage: Eukaryota; Viridiplantae; Streptophyta; Magnoliopsida; Asparagales; Orchidaceae. Bases 1 to 1230 code for a protein of 409 amino acids. The record is from RefSeq and is a predicted model, not a curated record. Gene Ontology annotation, molecular function: aspartic-type endopeptidase activity. Gene Ontology annotation, biological process: proteolysis. The transcript has a single exon.